This is a messenger RNA of Lytechinus variegatus (green sea urchin), 1674 nucleotides long. RefSeq names its product mucin-6-like. NCBI's taxonomy places the organism in Eukaryota, Metazoa, Echinodermata, Echinoidea, Temnopleuroida, Toxopneustidae. Bases 1 to 1674 code for a protein of 557 amino acids. The record is from RefSeq and is a predicted model, not a curated record. The transcript is spliced from 4 exons.
AUGUGCAAGGGAACAUUGGCAGCGAUCCCGGGAUACUGGGGAUCGGAUUUCAUGGAGGAUGACGGAGUGUAUUCAGGAAUCUUCCUAGACUUUGACGAUAAUGGCAGAUACAGCGUUACUGUAAAUGUUCUUGGUACAAGCACAACAGUGCCUUACUCGACCAGAAAACGACGGGCCGUUACUCCAACCCCACGAUCUGAUUCCUAUCCAUUCAUGCGAUCAGCAUCAGGUGGGGUCUUCGUUGUGGAUAACUUCACCCCAAAUGCUCCGGAUAUCUUAUCUCCAUCUCGUAUCCAGGAUCUUGCAUAUUCUUCAUUCUCCUAUGAGAAUGCAUCGGUCGUUCUCACUUGGACGGCUGUGGGAGAUGAUCUGGACCAAGGAACAGCAUCUGAGUAUGAGCUGAGGUACUCCAACGACAUCGAUUUUCUGAAGUCAAACUUUACUGAAAGUCCACUGGUUGUCGAACAACAGAUCCUUGAUGGAAACCUGUCUUGGAUAUCUCCCGCUGGUCACUCAGAGAUAUUGACAAUCCUCCUUCCUGUCCUAACAGGCAAUCACAAUUAUUACUUUUCUAUCCGAGCAUUGGAUGAAGCAGGCAAUAAAGGAGCAAUAUCCAACAUUGUUUCCGUGCCGAUCAUAGAACCACUUCUUGUUAACCCAUCAGUCCCUGUUACGAAUUAUACUGACAGUAUCACUGUCACAGAAUCGUCCACAGAGAGGACUCCUUCUCAAAUGUUUUCUGAUAUCUCAACUGAUGAGCUAUCAACGUCCUUACCUGGGAACACUGAUUACACAAGCGAGGGUCUUCGGACAACCGAUGCAAUGACUGGGCCAGCGACAAGCCCGGUUACCAGGGACAAGUCCUUAGUCACGACUGAUAACACAACCUCCAUUCCUGUUUCUACAUAUCCUGCAAAUGCAGGUACAUACUCUUCCGUUUCAGGUACAGUUCAAGUUGAAACUCAGGAACCAAAGACAUCAGUUGAACGGAGUACCUUAUCCUGGACUACAAACUCUAGGAUCACAACCGACAAUGAUUCCUUAAACACGACACAAAAGACCACUUCCACACCUAAUUCUACAGAUCUUUCUACCAGAAGUGCACACUCGUCCGUUUCGGGUACAAUUCAAGUUGAAACUAGGAAGCCAAAAACAUCGCUAGAAAGUGGUACUCAGUCUCAUUCCGCGUCAACAAUGUCUAAGCAACCCAUAACUGCCAGCACUUCUCUUGCAGGUGUAUCCUCGACCAAUUACCUCUUAAGUACGUCCAAUCCUAGUCACACGGAGCCACGAGUGAAAACAGAUAGCACCCUAUCUUCAACAGAAGGACGUGAAGGGUCGUACCCAACAGAUCCAGUUGUUAGAGAAACACCGUACCCGACAGUAGUUGAUACAGAAAGCACGUCAACGAAAGGAAACGAAGUAUCAGACACAACCGAACGUCAGGAAACUAAAGAACCGGCAGACCUUGGCCCCGCCCUCGCCAUUAGCAUGACCAUUAUCCUGGUGGCUUUUGGUGGUAUCCUUGGUGCAGCAUUUGGGGUUGCCUAUCACAAGAAGAGACAAGCCAGGAUAAGACCCAGAGAUGAUGCCGCAGAAAGCUACCAAUCUGAAAAUAACAACUCUCUUGAAUACCUGAAUAAUGAUAAUUCGUCCGAACAUUCCCAAGCAUAA